CAAGGGGAGCAGAGGAAAUUCUGAUUCCACCAGUAUUUCUCACUCAAUCUACUCCAUGCUAAACAGUUCAGUUAGGCACUGUCAUGUCUCAGGGUAGUACAAGUGGAAGGUGCGAACAGAGAAAGCACUUUAUCUGAGGACAGUCGAAAAUUAGAUCCUGUUUUCCCCUCCCCGCUCCUAUUCCCAUGGGGAGGAGGCAUUCAUAAGCCCCGAGGACCGGGGCCCAGAAACCUGCUGGCGUCCUGAGCUCCAGAGGCUUGCCAGCACGCACGCUCUCCCGCACUGAGAGCCCUUCUUCCCAGAUGAAUUCUCAUAGUAUCACAGACGCGCGCAGCCUCGAUCGAUACUGGAUGGCAGACGUGCUCCCACCGUCAAGUGUAGGCACAGGGCGGUGGAGUCAGCCGCCCUGCCGCUCUGUCGCAGCUUCUCAUCAGCUCGAUACCAGCAGAGGACGUUAACCCGUUCGCCUGCUGACACCCAACUCGUCGCCUCCCUGGCACCUGCUGCCCGGCGCCCUUCUUCUCAGCUCUGCUCCCGCAAAGUGGGGGAGGGGUGCGUGGGGGAGGGGGAGGCUUUUCAAUCAGCCUCCCACAUGCGGCGGCAGCAGGGUCCCCCCCGCAAGGAGGGCGCUGUGAGGUGGCUUCUCUGCCCGGCACCCCAGACGGCCCCUGGAGGCCGCUGAGGCAGGGAGCGCCGAGCUUCCUCACUCUCCACACCUACCUUCUGGCGUCUUCGCCGGGUGGGCGGCAGGGAGGAGGCGCAGCUAAGCCGGGCCCGCGCCGCCUCCCGCCUAGUGGACCCGCGCGAGCCCGGUCCCGUGAAAGCCCCGCCCCGGCGCCCGUUCCCACUCCUGAUUGGCUGGUCCAGCCCGAAGGCGACCCGGCAGCCCCCCGGCCCUCGUCGCAGCUAUAAAGGCGGCGGACGCAUGACGGCCGCGGCGAAGCUCGGGCAGCUGCGGUGCUCGCCCUCUCGCAGACCCCGCGGCACCUCUGUCACUCUUUUGCCCCUGAGCCGUCCGACUCCACCAUGCCUAGGGGCUUCCUGGUAAAGAGAACUAAACGGACGGGCGGCUCUUACCGAGUGCGCCUAGCCGAGCGGGUCUUCCCCCACUUCCCCCGACCCCCGGGGACGCCGCCCUUCCCCGAGGAGGCUUCCAGUGCCCCUCAGCCCGGUGUGGAGCGGGAGGCACACCCAACUCCGGAGGAGGAGGCGGCCCGUGAACUGUCAGGGUCGUCCUGUCGGGCGGCUAGGGUGAGCCCAGCGGCGGGCGGGCGGGAAGGCGCGGAGUGGAGGGCGGAUGGUAGGGAGGGUCCGGGGCCCAGCCCCAGCCCCACGAAGCCGGCGGGCGUGGAACUGCGCAGGGCGUUCCUGGAGCGCUGCCUCAGCUCACCCGUCUCUGCUGAGUCCUUCCCCGGGGGCGCUGCCGCCGUGGCCUCUUUCUCCUGCUCGGUGGCACCAGCAGCUGCACCGACCUCGGGGGAGCAGUUCCUGCUGCCGCUCCGGGCACCGUUCCCGGAGCCCGCGCUCCAUCCGGACCCCGCGCCCCUCUCGGCCACCUUGCACGGCCUGAAGCGGGCCACCGGCGGCGAGCGCCGCGCCAAGGCUCCUUCAGGCUGCGCAUCUGGGCCCGCGGCCGCCGGAGUCAAGAAACCAAAGGCCAUGAGGAAGUUGAGCUUCGCCGAUGAAGUCACCACGUCCCCUGUUCUGGGCCUGAAGAUCAAGGAGGAGGAGCCCGGGGCGCCGUCCCGGGGCCCCGGGGACAGCCGCACGCCGCUGGGGGAGUUCAUCUGCCAGCUGUGCAAGGAGCAGUACGCAGACCCCUUCGCUCUGGCUCAGCACCGCUGCUCCCGCAUCGUGCGCGUCGAGUACCGCUGCCCCGAGUGCGACAAGGUCUUCAGCUGCCCUGCGAACCUCGCCUCCCAUCGCCGCUGGCACAAACCGCGUCCCGCAGCGGCCAAUGCAGCCACGAUCUCCUCGGCCGACGGGAAGCUGCCCCCAUCGUCGUCCUCCCCGGAUUCCGGGACUGUCGCAUCUUUCCUGGCCGAGGGGAAGGAGAACAGCCGGGCGGAGCGAACUGAGGAUCAGCACCCACGGGCCAGGGACAGCUCCAGGACGGAGCAGCACCAGGACAGCGCCCCACAGCCCGGCCUCCAGGUGCUGUCCCACCCCGAGCCUCCGCUUCCUCAGCUCCCUUAUACGGCGGGGGUGUUGGGGCGCCGGGUGCCUGAGCCCGGCAGUGCCAGUGGUGUCGGGGGACCCGAGAUCUUCGUGUGUCCAUAUUGCCACAAAAAGUUCCGUCGCCAAGCCUAUCUGCGCAAGCACCUGGGCACUCACGAGGCUGGCUCGGCCCGCGCGCUCGGCCCCUGCUUUGGCUCGGAACGCGGCGGCCCCCUGGCCUUCGCUUGCCCGCUGUGCGGGGCGCACUUCCCGUCGGCAGACAUCAGGGACAAACACCGGCUGUGGCAUGCGGUCCGCGACGAGCUGCUCCUGCCCGCUCUGGCCGGGGCGCCUCCCGAUGCACCGAACCCAGGCGGGGCACCCGACGGGGAUGCUCAGCAGAUUUUCUCGUGCAAGCACUGCCCGUCCACUUUUUUUAGCUCCCCGGGGCUGACCCGGCACAUCAAUAAGUGCCACCCCUCAGAAAGUCGGCAGGUACUGCUGCUGCAGAUGCCGCUGCGGCCGGGCUGCUGA
Molecule: messenger RNA, 2691 nt
Organism: Bubalus bubalis (water buffalo)
Lineage: Eukaryota; Metazoa; Chordata; Mammalia; Artiodactyla; Bovidae
Gene: INSM2
Product: INSM transcriptional repressor 2
Exons: 1
Coding region: 1027-2691 (554 amino acids)
Biological process (GO): negative regulation of transcription by RNA polymerase II; neuron differentiation; regulation of cell cycle process
Cellular component (GO): transcription repressor complex; nucleus
Molecular function (GO): RNA polymerase II cis-regulatory region sequence-specific DNA binding; DNA-binding transcription repressor activity, RNA polymerase II-specific
Source: RefSeq, a predicted model, not a curated record